Triticum aestivum (bread wheat) is the source of this 1006-nucleotide messenger RNA. RefSeq lists its product as uncharacterized. NCBI's taxonomy places the organism in Eukaryota, Viridiplantae, Streptophyta, Magnoliopsida, Poales, Poaceae. The transcript is spliced from 2 exons. The coding region runs from base 118 to 717 and encodes 199 amino acids. The record is from RefSeq and is a predicted model, not a curated record.
GAAAUCCCCCCUAGCUCCCUUAAAACCUCCCCUCGUCCGUCCUCCCAUUCGCCUCGCCCCCACCCGCAUCCCCGUUCCCACCACCACCACCACCUAGCUGCCGCGGCCGCCGCUCCCAUGGCGGAGCUACGGCCUCGCCCUUCCUGCCGGCUUGCCCUCCUAGCCUGCCUGUGCCUCUUCCUGCUGGCCGCCGCGCCGCCCCUCGCGCUCGCCCGCGCGGCGCCCGCCGCCGACUCGAUACACAAGCUACUGCGCUCGCACGGCCUCCCCGGCGGGCUGCUCCCGCGCAGCGUGGAGUCGUACACCCUGGACGAGGGAAACGGCCUGCUCGAGGCGCGGCUAUCGGCGCCGUGCUACGCGACGUACGACAACGGCGACCUGGCUUUCUUCGACACCGUGGUGCGAGGGAAUCUCAGCUUCGGCGCGCUCCGCGGCUGUGAGGGGCUGGCUCAGGAGGAGCUCUUCAUGUGGCUCCCGGUGAAGGGCAUCCUCGUCUCCGACCCUGGCUCCGGCGUCAUCCUGUUCGACAUCGGCUACGCGCACAAGAGGCUCUCAAGGUCGCUCUUCGAGGAGCCGCCGGACUGCAAGCCGUCUGCCAGCACCAGUAUGGGCGCCGUCGAAGCCGCCAGGUGGAGGGAUAGUCCAGCUGCAGGUGUUCCUGGGCUGAGGGAGAGGAUAGAGGCAGAAGGAGGAGAAGAGCACCUGGACCAGAGGUGAGAAUGAGCGUGUGAGGAGAGGAGGAGGAGAGAGGAAGACAAGAAGACCGAGACAAGUUCACCAGUUUUCCCCUUGUGUAAGAUCAGACAGAACCUGUGGUGAUGAGUGAGAAGUGCUGCAACAACUGAUAAUGCCCGCAGAGGUUGGAAGAAAGAAUGUGUGUACUUAAUGGAGAUGUGGGUACCUUUUGCGCUUCUUUUUUGUUCUGUUUUCCCUCCUCUUUCUUCUCUCUCUCUAGUCCAUGCAUGCAAUGCUCCUGUGUGAUAGUGGUUGAGUAUUAAGUUUGUCA